GGUCAAAGUUGAAAAUGUAGACAACAGAAACAGCAUGGAGACGGAGCUGGGAAGCAGGAGCAGAGUCCCAGCUAAAACCUCUGAAAAAGGUGGGAAACGCGUCAAAGCACUGACUGCUGAAGAAGAUGCAAGAAGGAGAGAGGUGGUGAAGGAGAAGUUAUGGGAGAAGUUGGAGCUGGAGAAAAGAGCCCUGAAGGUAGUGGAACGUCUCCUGGAGGACAGUGUAUCUGAAGACUUCCUGGUCGACUGUGCAAGGUUCAUUACUCCUGCUAGUUACAAAGAUGCUAUAGAGGAGAGAUUCAUUGCUAAACUGUGUGGUUAUCCCAUAUGUUCAAAUAAACUGGUCAAGAUCCCAACUCAACAGUAUAAAAUUUCUACUAAGACCAAUAAGGUAUACGACAUCACAGAGUGCAAGUGUUUUUGUAGUAACUUCUGCUACAAAGCCUCCAAAGAGUUUGAGCUACAAAUAUCAAAUACACCUCUUUGGCUCAGGCAGCAUGAAAGUCCUCCAGAAAUUAAACUGAUGAAGAAAGGAGAUGGCAGGAGCUCUGGUGAGGAGGUGAUGCUGUUAGAGCGGCGUCUCCAAGAGGAGGAUAUCGAGGACCCACUCGCUGCUCAACCUGAGGACCUUUACAGCUGUCAGCAGCGUUCUGCUGCAGCUGGCCUCAGCCACAGCGAAAGCAGCGACAUUGAACAGGAGCAGGACUUCGUCUCCAGCGUGGUUUCACAGUGGCAGGGACCCAGGGUGCACUGGGGCGACCUGCCUAAACAUAGAGAUGAAGACAAGAAAGGUGAACGAGGGAAGAUUGAGAGGCAAAAGAAACAGAGGAGGGAGGGAGAUGAAGAGGAGAUUGAGCGUCGUCAAAGUCGGGACGCAGAGAGGGAGGGAAAAAUGAGAGAAGACGAGAAUAGACGGGAGUCGCUUUCAUGUAAAAGAGAAGCUGGAACUGAUGCUGAGAAACGCAAACAGCUGCUCUCAUUAAACACAGACAAACCUAAUGGAGAACAGGUGCCAAAGGAGAAAGGCUUGCCUCAGGAACCCAGUGUGGAAGAGGCUACAGCUAAGCUGAAUUUGUGCAGUUUAUCUGAGACAGUCACUCACGCUGCUCCCCUGCCUGUUGACUCAACAGCCACACAAGUAGAUCUACUCACCUCUCCACCUUGUAAAGACUCAAAACCCUCAACAGAAAGCAAAAAUCUCCCUUCUUCAACUCUGAUCAACACGAAUCAGGACAGCCACAACAUGGCAUUGACCAGCCAGGCAGGCCUCGACAUCACCCAGGUGGGUAUGAGCAAGAGAGGGGCAGCAGGGCUACGAGAUCUACUCAAGAACCGUACUGCUGGAGCCAAAUCCGAAUCCACCCGGCUGAAUCUCCUCGAGCACCUGAGAAGAACAUUAAAGGACUGGAGCACUGACAAGACCCUGAAGUUCCUGUACGGCACUGACCAUUCAUUAGACUCUCCUUUUGCUGAUGUUAAAGAAGACGAAGAAGGAGAGGAGCUGGAUGAAGACGACCUUGAGGAUGAGGUGACCAAUGAGGAGGCAAAAGAGGGUGAUGCUGGGGUGCAGAAGAGACCGUCUGCCGCAGCUCCGGACUACAAGAUGCUGCAGAAAGAGAGCCAGCAGCUGGAGCUAAGAGUCAGGGAGUUUUACAAGGGGACCUGGAUUCUGCCUGAGGAGGUAGAGGACCCGGAUGGAAACGAGGUGACAGCCCAGGACCAGAGCACGAAGAACCCGGUUCUGCCACUCCUUGACUCACAUGCUCAGCACGUCAUCCAGAAACGAAUCACAGUGGAGAAGCUCACAAGCUGUCUCAGAAUCAUUGUCGGCCCUCUGCGUCUCACCAUGAGUGACGUCUCCACUGACCUGAACAACCUGGUCAGGACCUUCAGCUGUUUAGCUUUGACGUCUCAAGAAGACAGAAAACACUGUGUUAAAGGGGCAUCAUGGUUCACAUCAAUGUAUUUAAAGGUUCACCAACACAAACAUCAUCCACAAAACUCCAGAGUGGACCCUCAUAGCUGUUGUGCUUCUCCAUCUGUUGUCAGAGGUGUCUCUGGUGGUGCGGGAAGCCUUGGAGACGGCAGCAUCAGUGGAGUAUUUGAACACACUGAUGGAGGAGCUCGGUCUACAGGAGCAGGACCUUCUGAACUUAGUCCGGCUGUUUAAAACCCCGGCACUCUGAAAGAGACACACACACACACACACACACACACACACACACACACACACACACACACAGCCAGACAUGGACAUAUGAAUAAUGAAUAUACUCUCAGGAUCUCUGACUUAAUAAAGUAGAUAUUUGGGUAUGUUUGUUUUCCACAAAUAAAGUUGUUUGUAAUAACCUUUAA
Messenger RNA from Siniperca chuatsi (mandarin fish), 2355 nucleotides. It is a transcript of the gene rpap2, whose product is annotated as RNA polymerase II associated protein 2. Gene Ontology annotation, molecular function: RNA polymerase II CTD heptapeptide repeat phosphatase activity; RNA polymerase core enzyme binding. Gene Ontology annotation, cellular component: nucleus; cytoplasm. NCBI's taxonomy places the organism in Eukaryota, Metazoa, Chordata, Actinopteri, Centrarchiformes, Sinipercidae. Bases 35 to 2170 code for a protein of 711 amino acids. The transcript has 13 exons. The record is from RefSeq and is a predicted model, not a curated record.